AUGGGAAGCUGUUUGAGCAAGAAAAGUGUUGAUUGUGCCAACCUUAAGAAGUCCGAGCCCCAGUUGGAGAAAAAGGAAAAGGUAGUUGAAAAUGAGAUCUUUAUAAUCAAACACCGGGACAGCAACGAGAUCGACCGGCGGCCCCGGCAGCAGGGGUCGCCGGCCGGCGAGGAAAAUGGCGAAAAUGAGAAGUCCGACGCCGAGAAGAGCACAGUCGUCAUUUCUAAUGAGGUUCCGGACGGGAAUGUCGCCGUCGUGGCUGUGGCGGCGGCGGCUCCCGUGAGGACGUCGAGCUGCACCAUGGCGGAGGUGGACGCCAUAUUGAUACAGUGCGGCCGGCUCAGCCGGAGCUCCUCCACCGCGAAAGCCGCCGCCUUUCCGCAGGAGGACGGCGGGGGGAGGAAGUACUCCGGCUCGAAGAGGAGCCACGAUUUCGACGGGGAGGGAGGUGCCGUCGCCCCCGACGGCGGGGACGCGGCGGCAGGGGAGAGGGAGGACCGCUGGAGCGAGCGGCGCCGCCAUUCCCAGGGAUGGCGGAGGACCCCAAGCAGAGAGAGGGACAGCGACAGGGACCAGAAGCAGCUCUCCGGAAGCAGAGAGAGAGGCGGCGGGCGGAGGGUGAGCCGAUCUCCGGGGAGGAGAUCUGAAUCUCCGUCUGCCUCAGCCACAAAUCUCAAUUCGAAUUCCCACUCGUCUGCCGCCAGUUCCAGGCCCAGGAAAAUGGUCUCAGUACCGGCCACUGUAUCCUCCGCGGCUAUAAACAAAAGCCAGAAUGCUGCCGGAGUUGAGGCUUGUGCAGCCACCGGCGUUGCUGAUAAAAGGAUCCAAGUGAAGAGGAAUGUGUCUCCACGCGCUAGGUCUCCGGCAAGGACGAGGGUUCAGAAUACGAAUUCAGGAACCAACCAGCAGAUAAUCUCGCUUAGCCGGAGCAUUUCAAGGAAGGCAAAGCAUUCCCCUUGCAGAAGAAACCCACUUGCUGAGAUUGACACCAACAUUAUCCAACAGGCUCCCGUCCAGAAGCCGAAAACCGACAGCAAAACAGUCCAACCUCUUGCCCGAUCUCGAUCCUCCCGCCUAUCCCGAGACCUCGACGCGAUCAACCCCGAAACUCUAAUCCUACCCACAAACCCCAAAAACAACAACAACAACACAUCAACUUACACAGCCCUCCUUCUAGAAGACAUCCAAAACUUCCACCAAAAGAACAAUCACUCUCCCGAGCCAGCCUUCUCUCUCCCGCCUUGCGUGGCCAAGGCCUGCUCGAUUCUCGAGGCUGUUGCGGACCUCAAUUCCAGCACGGGCUCCAACUUGUCCUCAAACGCGCCUUUUCCCGACCAGACACAUAAUUUCAAGAAGAUGAGGCCCGCAAAGGCCAAGGACCCGAGUCUUGAGUCGGAGGUUUCAGCUAAGGACGAUUUGAUGGAGCCGAGCUUUCAUAAGUAUGUUACAGUGAGGAGGGGCACGUCGGAUGUGGUUGGUGGUGAGGAAGAAUCUUUCGGAAGUAGUAGCUUUCAUAAGUAUGUUAAACUUUCUUUUCAGUCUCUAUAG
Messenger RNA from Striga hermonthica, 1548 nucleotides. Lineage: Eukaryota; Viridiplantae; Streptophyta; Magnoliopsida; Lamiales; Orobanchaceae. The record is from the annotation of a GenBank genome assembly.